AUGCCUAAGAGAGUUUCAGUUGCAAAUACCAUCCAAAGAACGGAAUCAGUGAAAGAUCAGGAUGAAUGUCAGGUAGUUUAUGAAGAAUGUCCCAUCAGCUCUGAUUCUGAAAUGAAUGACGAAGGCCAGACUGGCACAAAGAUUUCACAGCCAGAGACCAGUUCUGAGGCCAACUACUCUACUGCUCCAACUGCAUCUUUGCCUGAGGAGCAAGUUGCGUUUGAGGGGGAGUCCGUUACCAGUAGCGUUGAGGAAAUAAUGCAUCUAAGAGGACGGCAGGGAGGAGAGGAACACGACAACGAGUCGGUCCAGUCUCCAGGCAUCACACUGGAGAAGUGCCUCACCUCUAGACAGAGGGCGACUGCUGACAGGGAGCCGGGCCUGACGGCGAGGAACAAUCCAAGACAGGGUUUGGACAGCAUUGCUGAGAAUGAAGCCCUUGGAAGCCAGGAGAUCAAGGUUGAAGAUAACAUCUCAGUUCCAACACUUGUUGCACCCACCUGUGAAAACAGACAGAGUGCAAGUGUGCAGCCACAGCACCAUCGUGAUAUAAGGACUGUUCUGGUGAAGGAGGAGAGCAGCCUCGUGCUGAAUGAGGCCCAGGCCACGCAGGGCAGCAGACGCAUCCGAUGGAAUGUGGAGCCAGUCAACAUUGAGAACUCCUCCAGUCCAUUAAUGGAGAGUGGGGAGACAACGAGGGACGAGGGUUGCAUCACCCCAGAGUUCAACACCAACCAGUGUAUCUUCUACCCAGUGAAGGAGGAGGAGAGGGAGGUUCUACUUGGAGCUGUUCAGACCAACAGUGGGAAUUUAACAACAGGAGCAUCCAGUGAUGCCCAGCAGACAGAACUUCAAGAAACCGAUAGUAUUUCAAAUAAAGGGAGCCAUCAUGUACCAGACUACCAGGAAAUGAGAGUGAGAGGACAAUUGUCAGAACCAGGGGUCUGUGACUUUGCAGAUGGACAAGCUGUGGCAGACACUGAGUGGCAGCAUCCACCAGACCUCCGGGACUUUCUUCUCCAGAGUUCAGAUGAAGAGGACGUGGGUGGUGAGGAAUUGUCUGAUCCUCAGCUUGACUCAGAAGCUGAAGUAAUGGCCUAUUUCUCCAAGAACCAAACAAACAGCGCACAACAGCCAGAUGAGCCGUCACAAAGUUUGCCGACUUCAACGAGCCAGUUCCAAACACUGAGAGAGGAAAACAAGACCAGAGAGCCUAUUGACUACUUCUCCAGUUAUUUUGGUUGGGAUACCUGGGUAGAAAUUGCAAAUUGCACAAAUAAACUGUCCAACAUGCCCAAACUUGUCACAGCCAGAGAGGUUGCACAAUUUAUUGGGAUCCACAUAGCAAUGGGAACUUUAAAGUUUCCUAGCCCAAGGCUCUAUUGGGAGGACUUGACUAAGGUGCCUUUGAUUGCUGAAGCCAUGCCACAUUCCCGUUUCCUAGAGCUGUGUCGCAUGUUGAAGCUUGCCUCUCCUGCAAAAGAUCCAGUCAACGGUAACGUUCAGGAAGGAAGGCAUGACGGUGACACUCAAAAUGCACUGCAAGAUAAAACUCUCUCAAGCAGGCAAAGUAAAAUGUGUCAGCGUAGUGAUGGGCAGAGACAAAAGGACACGCCAAAUGACCAGAACAGUUCGAAAACACUGACUGAUCCGCUGUGGAAGGCUCAGCCAUUAUUGUGCCGUUUCAAAGCAGGAUGCCAGUCGCUGAGAAGAGAGGGUGAUUAUGCGGUUGACCAAUAUCCCCUUCCUUUGACUGGGAAGAUGAACAAUAAGAAACUGUCUCUUUACUGUACAACAUUAAUUGGAUUUGGCGGUUUGCUCCUACAUGUGGAUCUCAAGUUGGGUCCUUCCGGCAAAGAAGAUGCUGUAGAAAAAAUGGUCCCCAAAGGUAGUAUGGUGUUUCUUUGCAAACAGGAACUCUCCACCCCUGCUAUGCUAGAGCGUCUAAUAGUUGCUGGCGUCGAUGGUGCAGGAAGGGUUGGAGGAGCCAGAGGACAGAUUGGAGAUGAGUUCGUAAGCUCAGACGGGAAGCUGAUGUUACGCAGAUCGCACUGUGGCUUCAUACUUUCUACUGCGGGAAAUGGCCAGAGGAACAUGGCUUCACUCAUUGACAACUUUGAGAAGGCCCAGAUGUCAGCUCAUCUCAACCGAGAUUUGCAGAAUCUUUACGCUAUCCCUCUCACUGCCUCAGCCCCAACCUGCUGGCCUCAAGCGGUGCUUUGGUACCUAACAGAUCUAGCUCUGGUCAACUCCUGGCUCCAAUACAGACAGGAUCACAGGGCAGUGUCUGCACCUUUGACUUUCAUGUCCUUCAGAUUGGAGGUGUCUAAGUCUUUGAUCCGCAGUAGCAGCUCUGAUACCCAGGACUCUGUGCCUCCUCAACCCCCAAAAGAGAGGGCUCAUGCAACAAAUGAUACCCCCGGUCCACCCAGCCUGGUGGAGGAGAGUCCUCUACCAGAUGCAGCCACAAGGUACGAUGGUUCGGGCCACUGGCCAGAGCAGCUUGGAGAGGGAGAAGGGGGCCGGUGUCGCUUUGGGGACUGUCAAAGAACAUCUCGCGUGCUAUGCCUUAAGUGCUGUGUGUUUCUUUGUAUCUCACGCAACCACAACUGCUUUUUGAAUUUCCAUAAUCAAGGUAGUUUUGAAAAACAGUAGUGUCCACCACAGAAUUUCCCCAUUUUUUUCCCCCAACAUUUUUCUCUCUGAGUUAGAAUGUAUCUGUGCUUUUGGUGAAUGAAAACCCAGCUUAUCAAAAAAUACAGUACUUUUCCAUGAUGCCUUUCACUAGCAGUGGCAUACUUGUGAGGGAUUAUUUGUACUGCAAUUCAAAAAAACAAGUGCUUUGUGAUGUGGCUUAUUAUGUCAUUGAGCAAGUGUAAAAUAAUUUCGCCUUCAGAAGAAAUUGUAAAAAUAUAUGCAUAGCUAUACACGUUGUGCUGCAGAAGAAGCACAACAUAUCAUUUUGACAUUUCAAUUACCAUGAUUUUUCUUUUUUUUUACUAUUUAUUUUUAACCUAACCGAAUUUACAUUCCAUGAUGAGCUUGCU
Molecule: messenger RNA, 3047 nt
Organism: Anoplopoma fimbria (sablefish)
Lineage: Eukaryota; Metazoa; Chordata; Actinopteri; Perciformes; Anoplopomatidae
Exons: 7
Coding region: 1-2655 (884 amino acids)
Source: RefSeq, a predicted model, not a curated record